AGGUGGUGGUACCUAACCGUGCGAAUCCAUACGAAAAUAUUAAUAUUAGCAAAACAAAUAUACCUUUCACAUGGCAUGUUUUAAACUACCACGAACAAUGUGAAUUUUUAAAUGUGUCCAUUAAAAUUACACAUUUAAAUUAUAAUGUUGACGGCUUGAUAAUUUCACUCAAUCAAUAAUAAACGAUAUCUUUAUUUCAAUGCACUUUCAUUUGACAUUUGAACUAUGAUGUUGAUAUUGCAUCUGACGUUUUUUAAUUCGAAACAAUUUCGAGUAUAAAAGGCAGAUUUUCAAAGGAAACAGGCAGUUCGUUCUGGGUAACGCACAGGACUCGACGCUCCAAAGAUGAAGCCCGUUAUAGUUAUUCUAUGUCUCUUCGUGGCAUCUCUGUAUGCUGCAGAUUCCGACGUCCCUAACGACAUUCUGGAGGAGCAGCUUUACAAUAGCGUCGUCGUUGGCGAUUACGACAAUGCGGUUGAAAAGAGCAAGCAUUUAUACGAGGAGAGUAAGUGCGAAGUCAUCUCAAAUGUAGUGAACAAAUUGAUACGAAACAACAAGAUGAACUGCAUGGAGUACGCCUAUCAACUUUGGCUCCAGGGCUCCAAGGAAAUCGUCCGGGAUUGUUUCCCAGUUGAGUUCAGACUUAUCUUCGCCGAAAACGCGAUUAAGCUUAUGUACAAGCGCGACGGUCUCGCUUUGACGCUGAGCAAUGAUGUUCAAGGCAACGAUGGCAGACGUGCCUACGGCGACGGCAAGGACAAGACAAGCCCGAGAGUCAGCUGGAAAUUCAUUGCUCUGUGGGAGAACAACAAGGUCUACUUCAAGAUCUUGAACACUGAACGUAACCAAUACUUGGUAUUGGGAGUCGGCACUAACUGGAACGGCGACCAUAUGGCCUUCGGAGUCAACAGCGUCGAUAGUUUCAGAGCCCAGUGGUACCUGCAGCCCGCUAAUUACGACAAUGACGUCUUGUUCUACAUCUACAACCGUGAAUACAGCAAGGCUUUGACACUGUCGAGGACGGUUGACCCCUCGGGUCACCGCAUGGCCUGGGGAUACAACGGCAGAGUAAUCGGAAGUCCCGAACAUUACGCUUGGGGUAUAAAGGCUUUCUAAGUUAUAAUAUAAAGUUUCGACCACGAACCAAUGAGAAUGAGCAGCAAUAAAUGAAUUUAUAAAAAAAAUACUUGUUUUUGGUUAUUCUUUGA
This is a messenger RNA of Bombyx mandarina (wild silkworm), 1208 nucleotides long. It is a transcript of the gene LP3, whose product is annotated as low molecular lipoprotein 30K pBmHPC-19. The record is from RefSeq and is a predicted model, not a curated record. NCBI's taxonomy places the organism in Eukaryota, Metazoa, Arthropoda, Insecta, Lepidoptera, Bombycidae.